This is a messenger RNA of Fusarium mangiferae, 1653 nucleotides long. RefSeq lists its product as uncharacterized. Bases 1 to 1653 code for a protein of 550 amino acids. The record is from RefSeq and is a predicted model, not a curated record. The transcript is spliced from 4 exons. NCBI's taxonomy places the organism in Eukaryota, Fungi, Ascomycota, Sordariomycetes, Hypocreales, Nectriaceae.
AUGGAUUCCACUCAUGAUGAUUCCUUUGCGAAGAGGCUCUGCGACGAAGCGAGCAGCGCAAUGCAACCGUACAACGAGAAGAACCUACCCCGAGUGGUCACUUAUCAGCUCCCUGUUCCUUGUGGUGACUGCUCUGUCCACUUACUCGUCAAUGGGAAAGGUAAAACAGUAAGCGCUUUCAUAAUGGACGGUGAUCGAGAUGCUCAAGGACUAGAAGCUAGUCGCGUAGUCCAUGUUGGACUCCGGCUGAUUGCCCGAAUCCACGGGAUCGGCCGUCCUUAUUUGAGGGCGUGGGUCGUCACACACUGGGAUAGAGAUCAUUUUGAGGGUGUACUCAAUCUGAUCGAGGCUGAAAAGAUGAAUCAAUUCGUACUUGAGAAGGACUUCUGGCUCUAUUGUGCAACCGACAAGAAGAUUGUAACCCGAGUUUCUACCGCUUUCGAGAAGUGCAGUAUCAAAACAACUCGCGUAGUUGGUGCUGAGGCCAUUGGGUGUAACUUCUUUGGUCAGGAGAUGAACCAUGGCCCCGUCGGUUUCUGGUGCGUUGGUGGCGACGGCUACAGCUAUGAUAAGGGUUUCAAGAUACCCCCAGAACCCCAGAAGGAGGGGGAUUUACUCAAGAACCUCAAGUUGGUAUCCGUGAAAGAGAACAGCCCUACACCAAACGAGAGAUCUCUCAUGGCGGUGAUCAUGUGGCGCGGAAGUGGCAAGAGUCAACGGCGAUUCUCCUAUUUCUGUGCAGGCGACGGCAACUUUACCCUCGAGAAAGACGUCGUUUGCCCGCAAGUAUUCCAGGGCCAACCAGUCAAAGCAUUCAAGCUGGAUCACCACGGCUCUUCUGGAGAGUUCUCCUGUGGCGAGGUUUUGGAGGGGCUCGGUCUGCCUCAGCGACUGAUCGUGACACCAGGACAUCAAUAUGGGCACCCUUGCUGGGAUGUCUUGUUUCAAAUUAGUAGGAUGUAUAAACAAGGAAAAAGGGACAAGGUUGACAAGCUCUUAUACACAACACGUCUACCUUACUGGGUUGACGAGAGCAAAUUUGGAAAAUGGCUCACUACAGACCUUAACAUUAACCCCAAUUCAACAAAAGUGCAGAUACUUCUUGGCGCCGGCUCAACUUCUAAUGGAAAAAAGAAACUCCUGACGGGGAGCGAGUCCCAAAAGGCAGUCGACAAGGCACUCGCGGAAGCCCGGGAACAGAAACUCGACUUCAAACAGUUCAUGAAGACGAUUUAUCUGGAAGCUGAGGACGAGGAUGAAGAAGACGACCCGAAUUUCACUUACGAAGACGGCUUCGCAGAUCUUCUUGCUACUUGGGCCAACAACCAAGGCACUGUUUAUGAGUCUGUUGUUGAUAUUGUCACUCAGGAGCUCAAGGUGGCUACCAACGGAAAGUAUAAGAUGAAAGAUGAGGCUGAGGAAGAGAAAAUUGUCAAGUUUGAGGAUGAGUCCACGGAAUACAAGUAUGAUGUUGUCAAAGCCUGUGUUGAUAUGUGGAACUCGAUCUCAGACCAAAAGAUCUUAGAUGAGGUAGUCCAGUCGAGAUACUACCUCUUGCAGCUCAUCUCAGCUAACGAUGAUGAGCUUGAUGGCGUUGUGGCGGCGCAUGGGUGGCCAGAAAUUCCAGAAAGCAAGUCCCUGUCCCAUUUGUAG